Molecule: messenger RNA, 2230 nt
Organism: Drosophila novamexicana
Lineage: Eukaryota; Metazoa; Arthropoda; Insecta; Diptera; Drosophilidae
Product: SLIT and NTRK-like protein 1
Exons: 4
Coding region: 245-1522 (425 amino acids)
Cellular component (GO): membrane
Molecular function (GO): protein binding
Source: RefSeq, a predicted model, not a curated record
CGAAGCAGCAGCAAAGCUAACAAAAACCAGUUUUGGACAACGCUGCAAGCAGCGCAGUCGCAGCGGCCAGUGGGCAAGCAGCUAUGCGAUUCAGCACAACUGCCACAACGACAACAACAACAACCACAACUGCAACUUAAUUGGCGCGCGUGUCAAAGAGCAUCUGCACAAGCGAUUUCACAACAAUAAGAAAACUCAGCUAUAUAUAUCCUCUCUAAAGGCUCUGUGUCGAAGUGGUAAAGAGAUGGCCAACGAACCGCAGGUGCAGCCGCAAAUGCUGCUCGUGGCUUUGCUGGCCAUUAGCGCAGCUCUGUCGCAGGGCAGCGCCGAGAGCUCGUCCAGCUGCGGGCCCAAUUUUCCGGUAGCCUGCUCCUGCGGCAAUGAGAUGUACGAGAAGACCGUUCAGUUCAUUGUGAACUGCACAAAUGCGGGUUUGCGCAACACCAGCGUGCUGGAGUACAUGCCCGAGCAGGUGGAGAUACUCAUCUUUACGGGCAACUACAUUACGGAGCUGCCGUGGAAUGUCUUUGGCAGCAUCAAUGACUACAAGCAGUUGAAGAUCGUGGACAUGAGCAGCAAUCACAUACGCGAGAUUCGCGGCAAGAGCUACCAUCAUGUACCGCACGUGGAGCGGCUCAUCCUGAACCACAACAAUCUGAGCAUUUCGCGCUUUGAGGACGAGGUGAACCACCAUCAUCCACGCGUUUUCUCCAACUUUGUCAAUCUGCAGAGCCUCCAUUUGACCGACGCCUUCGAGGAUCACAGCUCGCCGCAGCUGAGCGAGGAUCUGCACGACAUCUUCGUGAACAGCCAGCUGGUCAAGCUGCAAAAGCUGCAUCUGGAGCAGAACGAGAUUACGCACUUCAAAGAUCGCAACGUGUUUUGUGAUCUGCCUGCACUGCUCGAUCUGCAUCUGGGUGAUAAUCUGCUGAAGGACAUUAACUUUGAGGUGCGCUGCCUGAACAAUCUGCGCUUUCUCGAUCUGGAGCGCAAUAAAUUUGAGUUUGUCAAGCCCAGCGAUAUGCGGCUGCUCAACCAGCUGCAGGAACGCGAGAAUCGCACCGUCAAUCUGGUUGUGGACUUUAAUCUGAAUCCCUUUGUGUGCGAUUGCAAAAUAUCGCCUUUCCGCACGUGGUUGCAGGCGACGCGUGUACAGGUGCGCAAUCAGGAUAGCCUCAUGUGCUUCCACGGUCUGCAACACGUUGAUCCGGCGCCGGCGCACAUUCUGCAACUGGACAUGAGCGAGUGUGCGGCUGCGAUGGAAGCAGCUGCUUCAUUCCUGAACAUCGCCGAGGAUGAACAGCUCUAUGGGCAGCUACAGCCGCACAUUAGUGGACACACGGCCACAUUGAUCUUUCUGCUGAUUGUGCUCAGCAUGAUCCUGCUGGGUCUGCUGGUGGCCCUCGUCUAUGUCAGUCGCGACAAAUUGAAGUACAUGAUGACACCGGUGUUCGAUAAUGUGGCCAAGAAAGUACAGUAUACGUCGAUUAAGGAUGAGGAUUGCCCGGAAGUGCAUGUCUAAGCAGUGCCACAAAUCCCACCCACACGUCCAUAUCAAACAGUAGCAACAAAACUAAGUACAGAUACGUUCGUAAUUUUUUUUUAAUUUUUGCCAUUCGCAUAGCGCCAAACGUGUGCCAUUCACAGGGAACGACGUCUAAGAAACUAACCAACCAGCGCAUAUCCUUUGAGAAGAACCUCUUCAGUUGACUCUACUCAAAACACACUCACAAACCUAUUGUUUGAUAGUCCAUAAGCGAAUUGUUGCAUUUAAGGUAAUAGUAGAACAACAACAACAACAAAAAUGUGGCAAACUCGUUACACGCAAUUACUGAAAUAAUGUUAGCGAUUUUCUAAGUAGCAUUUAAGCGGUCUUGUUAUGCAUUCUAUGAUUUCAAUCGGCAAGCAGCCAAUAAUUUCGUAGCCCGUAUAUGUACAUUCACAUAUACGAAUAUAAAAACAUACUUACCAUACAUAUAUUGUAACAAACACGUUAGUGUUAUCUGUGAUUUAAGUUUAGUAGCUUUACUUUGUUAAAACUCAAGCAAACGAAUAUUGAUGCAUAUAAACAACUUCAACCUGUAUAACAUAUGACGUACUUACAUAUAUAUAUCACUUACACUUAUGUUUAAAAUACUAAUAAAUGUUAUUAAUCAUUUGUCAAUUGUAAUAUUCUAAUGAUUUGUACUUUCAUUUUUAUGUAAUUAACACGCAGUUUUUAUAAAUAAAC